GCCCGCCCCGAGCCCCGCGCCGCCCCCCCCCGCCCCAUGCGCGCCCCGCCAUGACGAUCCUCCCGAAGAAGAAGCCGGUACCGGCGCCCGACGGCGAUGGCGAUUCCGGCCCGGACGCGGGGCCCGAGCGCGGAGCGGACGCGGGGCCCGAGCGAGGCCCCGGAGGCGUCGGCGAACCCGGCGGCCCCGGCGUGGGGGGGCCGCGGCCUCGCGCCUCGCCGCCGCCGCCGCUGCGGGGCUGGGCCGGGCUGCCCGGAGCCGCCGGGUCCCCCCCGCCCGCCGGGCCCGGCGGCCCCGGUAACGGCGGGCCCGGCUCCGCCGACGGCCCCGCGGCGCUGCUGGGGCUGGAGGCGGCGGCGCUGGGGCUGCCCGAGCCCCGCGGGCCCGGCUGCGGCGGCGGCGGCGGCGGCGGCCCCGGGCACAGCAAGCGGCGGCGGCGCGGCGCCGGGCCCAGCGGGGGCCCCGCGGGGUCGGGCCCCGGCGGGAUCGGGCUGGGGAUGGGGCUGGGCCCCGCCUGCGGCAGCCCCGGGCCCGACGAGGCGGGAGGAGGCUACAACAGCGAGGAUGAGUACGAGGCCGGCAGGGUGGAGAUGGACCCGGCCACGGCCGAGCAGCAGGAGCACCGGUUCGAGAAGGCUCUGCGGGAGAAGAAAGGCUUCAUCAUCAAGCGCAUGAAGGAGGACGGGGCCUGUCUGUUCCGGGCCGUGGCUGAUCAGGUGUACGGAGACCAGGACAUGCACGAGGUGGUGAGGAAGCACUGCAUGGACUACCUGAUGAAGAACGCCGAUUACUUCUCCAACUACGUCACGGAGGAUUUCACCACCUACAUCAACCGCAAGCGCAAGAGCACGUGCCACGGGAACCACAUCGAGAUGCAGGCCAUGGCCGAGAUGUACAACCGGCCCGUCGAGGUCUACCAGUACGGCACUGAGCCCAUCAACACGUUCCACGGGAUCCAGCACAACGAGGACGAGCCCAUCCGGGUCAGCUACCACCGCAACAUCCACUACAACUCCGUGGUGAACCCCAACAAGGCGACCAUCGGCGUGGGGCUGGGGCUGCCCUCCUUCAAACCGGGGCUGGCGGAGCAGUCCCUGAUGAAGAGCGCCAUCAAGACGUCGGAGGAGUCGUGGAUCGAGCAGCAGAUGCUGGAGGACAAGAAGCGCGCCACUGACUGGGAGGCCACCAACGAGGCCAUCGAGGAGCAGGUGGCCCGCGAGUCCUACCUGCAGUGGCUGCGCGACCAGGAGAAGCAGGCGCGGCAGCCCCGCAAGGCCAGCGCCACGUGCAGCUCGGCCACGGCGGCCGCGGCCAGUGGCCUGGAGGAGUGGAGUGGCCGCUCGCCGCGGCCCCGCAGCGCCGCCCCCUCCCCGGAGCACCCCGGGCUGCACCCCGAGACCCCCGGCCCCAAACCGCCCUCGCCCGGAGCCCCCCCCGCCGGAAAGCCCCCCCUCGCCCUGCGCCCCAGCCCGGUCUCCCCAGGGACCAGCAGCCAGCUGGGGGGCGCGGGCCGGGCCACGCCGCCGCUGGUGUCGCUGUACCCCGCGCUCGAGUGCCGCGCCAUCAUGCAGCAGAUGUCCCCGACCGCCUUCGGCCUGAACGACUGGGAGGACGACGAGAUCCUGGCGUCGGUGCUGGCGGUGUCGCAGCAGGAGUACCUGGAGACCAUGAAAACCUCGCGCCACAGAGACCCCGCCGCCGACAAGAGUUGAUAUUGAACCCCCGGACUGCGACCCCCCCAAAGCCCCCCACCCCCUGCAGGGACCCUCCCCCCCACCCCAAACAAACAAACCAACAAACAAACCACG
Molecule: messenger RNA, 1808 nt
Organism: Vidua macroura (Pin-tailed whydah)
Lineage: Eukaryota; Metazoa; Chordata; Aves; Passeriformes; Viduidae
Gene: OTUD5
Product: OTU deubiquitinase 5
Biological process (GO): protein deubiquitination
Molecular function (GO): cysteine-type deubiquitinase activity; K63-linked deubiquitinase activity
Source: RefSeq, a predicted model, not a curated record